GUUCCCAGGGAAAAAAUCGCGCAUGCGCCUCCUUCACGCACACAGAAUAAUACGCAUUAAACCUGUACAGUGUUUUUGCUGCUCCUGCAAUCCACUUUAUUUUAACAAGUGAGUUUAAGGACAGUGAGGUAGAUGCGAGGAGCGAGGAGCGAGGAUUCAAGGAAUCAAGGAAUCAAGGAAUCAAGGAAACGGGAGAGGAGUUGAACGACCUGUCCCAGAAGAGAUUUAAGACUCUGAGCACCAUGUUCACGGAGGUGCUGGUUGCUGUGGUGAUUGGAGGAGUGAUCUUCUUCCUGGUUCAGAGGAGCAGAAAGCAGGUUCUGAAAACAGAGGAUGGCUGGUGGGGGGCUGGAGCACCCCCUGAGGGUGGGGAGGACGUCACCAUUAAGCCCUUCAAAAUCACCACCAGUGAUGAAGAGAUCGAGGACCUCUACAGGAGGAUAGACCAGACUCGGCCUGUUCCAUCACUGGAGGACAGCCAGUUUAACUACGGUUUCAACUCCCAGUACCUGCAGAGGGUGGUCUCUUACUGGAGAAAUGAAUUUGACUGGAAAAGACAGGUUGAUAAACUUAACCAGUAUCCCCACUUCAAAACCAACAUCGAAGGCAUUGAUAUCCAUUACCUGCAUGUGAAGCCAAAGAAGGUGCCAGAGGGAACGACUGCUCUUCCUCUGAUAAUGGUUCACGGCUGGCCCGGCUCCUUCUAUGAGUUCUAUGGAAUGAUCCCUCUGUUGACAGAACCAACAGACCCCCAUGACCUUGUGUUUGAGGUGGUGUGUCCCUCCAUACCAGGCUAUGGGUUUUCAGAGGCAUCACAUAAGAAAGGUUUUGAUUCAGUUUGUGCAGCACGCAUCUUCCACAAGUUAAUGAAGCGUUUGGGCUUCCAACAGUUCUACGCUCAUGGAGGAGACUGGGGCUGGCUGGUCACCACCAACAUGGCUCAGCUGGAGCCCAACACAGUCAAAGGCUUGCAUGUGAACUUUGCCCCGCCCUCCAAACCAGGGUUGCCCGUGGCUUUAUCCGUAAUGCUCGGCCGUCGCUUCCCUAAGCUGUUUGGUUUCACCGACCUGGAUGUUCAGCGGCUCUUCCCCUGCGUGGAGAAACUGGUGGUGGAGUCCAUCAAAGAGUCUGGCUACAUGCACAUCCAGGCCACCAAGCCUGACACUGUGGGUCGAGGACUCAAUGAUUCUCCAGUGGGUCUGGCUUCCUACAUACUGGAGAAGUUCUCCACAUGGACGAGCCGCGACUUCAGGAACCUGGAGGAUGGAGGACUCACCAGGAAGUUCUCUCUGGAUGAUCUGCUGACUAACGUGAUGAUCUAUUGGACGUCUGGCUGCAUCAUCUCCUCCAUGAGGUUCUACAAAGAAAACUUCAGCCAAGGCCUCGACCAGCCUCACUCAAAGAUACCUGUACAUGUCCCCACUGGCUUCGCCUGCUUCCCCAAUGAGCUGAUGCACACUCCCAAACUCUGGGUCAAACAGAAGUAUAGGAAACUCGUGACCUUCACACACAUGGCCCGCGGUGGCCAUUUUGCUGCCAUGGAGGAGCCCCAGCUGAUGGCCGAGGACAUUCAGAACUUCAUGAAGACAGUGGAGAAGAAGAAGAAGAAGAAAUAAUGACUGGAAACUAUUAAGCAGAUGGAAAGAAGUAGGUUUCGGUGGAGAGCAAGAAGUAGACAAGAGAGAGUUGUGAUUCUUUAAAAGUGAGGUAAGCGAUACGUUUCUCUCUGUGUUGGAUUCAAUGAUCAAGUAAAGCUCUGUUUUGAUUAUUCCUAGUCAUACUUAAUCAAUAUUAAGACCAUGUAUAAGCAGAAUAAAACAUAACUUGGCCAGUGAGAGCGAAAGCAUUAUUCAUGAUUAAUCAUGUUGGCCACAAAUGUUCAAAGCCUCUAGUAUGGAUUGAACAGGUAUUGAAGUUGUGGUACUGUACUGUGGGAUUUAAUUUGGAGCCAUAUCACCUGUCCUAAAAUUCAAAGCUUUGUGUUGAAUAAAGUCAGGAAAGUUCA
Molecule: messenger RNA, 2005 nt
Organism: Labrus bergylta (ballan wrasse)
Lineage: Eukaryota; Metazoa; Chordata; Actinopteri; Labriformes; Labridae
Gene: ephx1
Product: epoxide hydrolase 1, microsomal (xenobiotic)
Biological process (GO): epoxide metabolic process
Molecular function (GO): epoxide hydrolase activity
Source: RefSeq, a predicted model, not a curated record